GGCACCACCCGUUCCGCGUCCGCUAGCUACUCAGGACGUAGACUGCACUUUUCUAGUACAAGACAUUCUAAAUUCUUCUAAAUAUAUGUAUGCCUUAAUCUCCUUUCACAUUUUAAGGGCGGCAUAAAAGGCGGCGUUCGAGACUUGUUCGACUGAAUAUCGAGUAACUUGCAACAAGGCAAACAUAACUAAAGGAUUUUUUUUUCAACUCAUUGGACAAUCAUUUUGAAACAGUGGUCGAGAAUUGAUCUGCCGGCGGAGAAUACGCGCCGAGAUGAAAGGGAAGGUGCUGUUGAUAUCUGUUCUUCUGGAGUUCUUCUCGUUUUGUUCAGCUCAACUAGAUGGUAAUGACUGCACCAAGGCCUCAGCUCAAUCUUGUGGUGAAUGUAUACAGGUUGGAGAAAAGUGUGGCUGGUGCUCCUAUGAAGCCUUUCUGAAGCAAGGUGAAUCCAAAUCAGCACGCUGUGAUGAAAUUGAGGCUCUGGUUAAGAAGGGCUGUCCUCCGAACAAUGUGGAAAAUCCUCGAGGCUCAGUCCUCGUCAAUGAGAACAAACCAGUCACAAACCGUGAGAAAGAUGAGAAACUGAACCAAAAAUUCAUUCAGAUUCAACCUCAGAAACUCACAAUCAACCUAAGAGCAGGUGAAUCUCAAAAGUUUACCCUGAAAUUUAAAAGGGCAGAGGAUUACCCCAUUGACUUGUACUACCUGAUGGACUUGAGUUUCUCCAUGAAAGAUGACCUGGAGAACGUGAAGAAUUUGGGAACAGACCUUAUGCGUGAGAUGCAGUCGGUCACGUCUGAUUUCAGAAUUGGUUUUGGUUCAUUUGUGGAAAAGACUGUGAUGCCCUACAUCAGUACAACCCCAGCUAAGUUGCUGAAUCCCUGCACUUCUGAUCAGAACUGCACAAGCCCCUUUAGUUAUAAAAAUGUACUAAGUUUGACUCCGGAUGGCAAUGAGUUUAACAGCCUCGUCAGCAAGCAACAGAUCUCUGGAAACCUGGACUCACCAGAGGGAGGCUUUGAUGCCAUCAUGCAAGUCGCUGUCUGUGGGAAUCAGAUUGGUUGGAGGGAUGUCACUCGACUGCUAGUGUUUUCCACUGAUGCUGGCUUUCACUUCGCGGGAGAUGGUAAACUGGGUGGCAUUGUACUUCCCAAUGAUGGAAAAUGCCACCUGAAGGAUAACAUGUACACAAUGAGCCAUUACUAUGACUACCCUUCAAUCGCGCAUCUUGUACAGAAACUGAGCGACAACAACAUUCAGACAAUUUUUGCGGUGACUGAGGAGUUUCAGCCUGUCUAUAAAGAGCUUAAAAAUCUUAUUCCAAAGUCAGCUGUGGGAACGCUGUCUGCAAACUCCAGUAAUGUGAUCAAACUCAUCAUCGAUGCAUACAAUUCGCUGUCAUCUGAGGUGAUCCUGGAAAAUAGCAAGCUGCCUGAGGGAGUGUCUAUCUCAUACGUGUCCCAUUGCAAGAACGGAGUGAGUGAAACGGGAGACAAUGGAAGAAAGUGCUCAAACAUUUCAAUUGGUGAUGAGGUGACCUUUGACAUAGCCAUCACCACUAAGGGCUGCCCAUCACAUAAUACAUCAGAGAUAAAGAUUAAGCCACUGGGCUUCAAUGAGGAGCUAGUGAUUGGUCUAAACUUCAUCUGCGAUUGUGAAUGUUCCAGAGAAGGAAUCCACAACAGUCCAGACUGUCACUUUGGCAAUGGAACCCUUGAGUGUGGAGCAUGCAGAUGCAAUGAGGGACGUAUUGGAAGGAUUUGUGAAUGUAGCAAAGAUGACGUCAGGGCUGAGGAUCUGGAUGCAAACUGCCGCAUGGGCAAUGGCACAGAUAUUUGUAGCAACAAUGGAGACUGCAUCUGUGGAACAUGUGAAUGCAAGAAGCGAGACAACCCAGAGGAGCGGUAUGAAGGAAAGUACUGCGAGUGUGACAACUUCAACUGUGACCGAUCCAACAACAAACUAUGUGGAGGUCAUGGUCAGUGUGUAUGCAGGGUGUGUGUGUGUGAUGCAAACUACACAGGCAGCGCAUGCGACUGUCCACUGGACAAGCAGCCCUGUGUGGCCAGUAAUGGACAGAUCUGUAAUGGUCGUGGGACCUGUGAUUGUGGUGUGUGUAAAUGCACUGACCAAAAGUUUCAAGGUUCCACCUGUGAGAUUUGCCCCACUUGUCCUGGAGUCUGCACUGAACACAAACCAUGUGUUCAGUGCCGUGCCUUUAACACAGGAGAAAUGAAAGAGAAUUGUGAAGAGAAAUGCAACUACUUUACACUAAUCAAGGUAAAGGAAAAGGAUGAACUUCCACAGCCAAACAGCCAGCCCUACCUUAGUCACUGCAAGGAGCGUGAUGCCAAUGACUGCUGGUUCUUCUUCACUUAUGCCACCAAGAAUGACAGUAUAGAGGUCUAUGUGGUCGAGAAACUGGAAUGCCCUACUGGCCCUGACAUUAUCCCAAUCGUAGCGGGUUUGGUUGCUGGCAUCGUUCUAAUUGGUCUGGCCCUCCUUUUUAUCUGGAAGCUGCUUAUGAUCAUUCAUGAUCGCAGAGAAUUCGCAAAGUUUGAAAAAGAGAAGAUGAAUGCCAAGUGGGAUGCGGGUGAGAAUCCCAUUUAUAAGAGUGCAGUGACAACAGUGGUUAAUCCCAAAUAUGAGGGAAAGUGAGGAACAAGCUGUCUAUGGCAAACACUGUAAGCGAAUAAGUUCAGGAGCAAAAGAGAUGUUUUUUAUUUCCAUCUACACGUUUUUGUUUUUAUCACACACAUUGUUAGCCUGUUCACAUCAUUUAUAAUCUGCUUAUUUUAUAUUUCUUUGUAUUAUGUAGUAAAUGCAUUGUCUUCUGAUAAAAAAAAUUAUAUUUGUUUGUCACAUGACUGGAUUUGGUCUGUAACAUGCAAGUCUUCUUUUGAAUGGAGUAAUGUUAUGCUAUUGUCAUGUUUUACUGUUGUAAUUUCAGACUCCUCCUGCACUGCACAUUAGUGCUCCCUUGCCACUUCUUAAAAAAAUGUGUAUGUGUGUGUAUAGAGAGAGAGAGAAACUAGGAAAGCACAAAUGUGCAUUUCAAUUAGAUCAGGACUGAGAAACUUUGUUAAUAGACUUUAUACAAAGAAAGAUUAUUGGUUUUAUAAACACCUGGUUAGUGAUACGUUUAUGGAAACAUUCUACAAAUUUGCAUCAUCAUUUCAUAUCUUAAUAAUUUGAAUACUCAAAUUUAUUACAGAGAUUUAAUGAAAAAUCUUAUUCACUGAUGUAGCAUGUAGCUGGUCACUGGUUUGAAAGUAUUUGGUGCUGUGUUCCGAAUUCUGUCAUUAGUGUUUUUUCUUUACCUAUACUCCUGAUUAUUUAGCUGUGCUAGGGGAUGAAAUACAAGAAAAGGUGCAGUGGAUAAGACUGACAACUACUCAUGGAUAUGUAUCUUGCAUGUAGCCCUGGUUGGUUUUUGUUUGGAUCUACCUUCAAGAUAAGACUGCCUGCUUUCUGUGAAUAUACUUUGAGAUGCACUCAAUAGAUUUUUAUUAUUGCGUACAAAAAUGACAUUGUCUUGCUAUUUGUUCUAAACUUCUAUUCUGAUUCUGAAGUUUUGUUGUUCAAACAUAGACAAUUUCACACUAUUACAACACUGUAUAAUUAAGAAACAGAACUGCAUUAUUAAUAAAUUUGAGUGCCGUGCCACUACUGUGUGGUGGACAGGAUCCCAAAGUCAUUGACUAUGAAACAUUGACCUGAAUGUGGGUGCAUCUCAGGGACAUGAACAACAGUAUGAUUAAUUUGAAUGUAUUUUUUAAAAUAUCUUUAGCAAUCAAACAACAAAUGUAUGUUGUGUGUAAUAACUUAAGUCUUCAAAAGUUUGAUGCUCAGGUUUCUAAUUUGUCUUGAUCAGCAAAACCAAAUACUUAGUCUUUUGUGCAAAACAUAGGCGAGCUUUAUUUUCAUUAUGCCAAGUUUAUUAACAGAAGUGCAAUUGUAAAACUUGAUUACUUUUUAUUGUUUCUCUAUUUGAUUCACUGUUGUCUAAAUAUCCAUUCACCUCGAGCCUAAGCUUGUGGGGUGAGGUGCAAUCAAUUAUGCAAUAAUCAUUUUUUGGACAUUGUGAGAAUUCAUUAUAUUCUAAACUGUCUUCUAAUACUGUUAUUUCCAAAAACCAUAUGCCUCACAAACUGCAUUUUAAAAGUACAAUUUAUUUGUACAUCAUGUUCACGUUUGAUUCUUUGUUUUAGUAGUUAUUUAUUAAAAAUAAAUGACCAAAAGAA
Clarias gariepinus (North African catfish) is the source of this 4245-nucleotide messenger RNA. RefSeq names its product integrin beta-1-like. The record is from RefSeq and is a predicted model, not a curated record. Bases 275 to 2659 code for a protein of 794 amino acids. Gene Ontology annotation, molecular function: integrin binding; C-X3-C chemokine binding; fibronectin binding. NCBI's taxonomy places the organism in Eukaryota, Metazoa, Chordata, Actinopteri, Siluriformes, Clariidae. The transcript has 16 exons. Gene Ontology annotation, biological process: cell adhesion mediated by integrin; cell-matrix adhesion; cell migration. Gene Ontology annotation, cellular component: focal adhesion; cell surface; integrin complex.